AUGCCACCAGCCCCACCACCAGCCCCGCCGCCAGCCCCGCCACCAGCCCCGCCGCCAGCACCACCACCAGCACCACCAGCCCCACCACCAGCAGGCUUCGAAGAACUCAGAUUUAACUCCGACCUCACGCACAUCAACCUCCGCCGCACUCCGGCCAACGCGCUCUUCCGCCACGACCCCGGCUUCUACGCGCGCUCGCAAACUACCCUCGCCCUGGUUGAGCGCGCCCUCGCCAGCGUGCGCGCCUCCCACUCCGCCAACGAAUUCCUCCUCAACGAGUACUACCGCUACACCUACGACAUGCAGACCUCGCCACACCACGCGGCCUGGCGCGCCUGGAUCGACCCCCCGUGGACCGCGGGAACACGCGCUUUCCUCGACAUGCGGAGGGAUGCGGCGGUGCCGCUGGGGGCGGGGGUGCUGCUCGCGGCUAACAUUGAGGUGAGGGCGUGGCUGGCGACGGUGUUGGCGUAUCCGCCGGGGGAUGUGGAGUAUUUGCAGGCGUGGAGGAUGGCGACGUUGGCGGCGGGAUUGAAGGAUAGGGAGUUGGCGUUUGAGGUUGAGGUGUUGGCGGAGUUGGGGAAGGAGGAGACGGCGUUGUGGAGUAAUACGCAUGAUAUUAGGAUGGGGGAUGAGUAG
Messenger RNA from Morchella sextelata, 639 nucleotides. RefSeq lists its product as uncharacterized. Bases 1 to 639 code for a protein of 212 amino acids. The transcript has a single exon. The record is from RefSeq and is a predicted model, not a curated record. Lineage: Eukaryota; Fungi; Ascomycota; Pezizomycetes; Pezizales; Morchellaceae.